UUGACGGAGGCACAAAGAUUGCUUCCCAAACUGGAGAUGCUAACCUCAGCUAGCGCCUUCUAUUCUCUUUAAGGGGAUCUUGUCAGGCUAUGGAUUCAUUUACAACUGUUAGUCAUGUGGGCAUGUGUGAGGAAACAGAUGCCAGUUUUAAUGUAUUUAGCCCGAAGUUACAAUUUGAUAGGAGCCACUGUCAGUCUCUGAGGUUCCACCAAAAUAUGGAACUUGAUUUUGGACAUUUUGACGAAAGAGACAAGACAUCCAGGAACAUGCGAGGCUCACGGAUGAAUGGGCUGCCCAGCCCCACUCACAGCGCCCAUUGUAGCUUCUACCGAACCAGAACCUUGCAGGCACUGAGCAACGAGAAGAAAGCCAAGAAGGUACGUUUCUACCGCAAUGGGGACCGCUACUUCAAGGGGAUUGUGUACGCUGUGUCCUCUGACCGUUUUCGCAGCUUUGACGCCUUGCUGGCUGACCUGACUCGAUCUCUGUCUGACAACAUCAACCUGCCUCAGGGAGUGCGUUACAUUUACACCAUUGAUGGAUCCAGGAAAAUCGGAAGCAUGGAUGAACUGGAGGAAGGGGAAAGCUAUGUUUGCUCCUCAGACAACUUCUUUAAAAAGGUGGAGUACACCAAGAAUGUCAAUCCCAACUGGUCUGUCAAUGUGAAGACAUCCGCCAAUAUGAAAGCCCCCCAAUCCCUGGCUAGCAGCAACAGUGCCCAGGCCAGAGAGAACAAGGACUUUGUGCGCCCCAAACUGGUGACCAUCAUUCGCAGCGGGGUGAAGCCUCGGAAGGCUGUGCGUGUGCUUCUGAACAAGAAGACAGCCCACUCUUUUGAGCAAGUCCUCACUGACAUCACCGAAGCCAUCAAGCUGGAGACUGGGGUUGUCAAAAAACUCUACACUCUGGAUGGAAAACAGGUAACCUGUCUCCAUGAUUUCUUUGGUGAUGACGAUGUGUUUAUUGCCUGUGGUCCUGAAAAAUUUCGCUAUGCUCAGGAUGACUUUUCUCUGGAUGAAAAUGAAUGCCGAGUCAUGAAGGGAAACCCAUCGGCCACAGCUGGCCCAAAGGCCUCUCCAACCCCUCAGAAGAGUUCAGCUAAGAGCCCUGGCCCCAUGCGCCGGAGCAAGUCUCCAGCUGACUCAGGUAACGACCAAGACGAGACUAAACCGUCAGGCUUGUUUGGACUCAUGGAGACACAGCUAAACCCUGGUUCUACUCAGAUGGACGCAGACCAGAAACCUGUAAUGCUUAUUGUCGUGUUUGUCCUCAUAGUCACCAUCUUCAACAUCAUCCAGCAAAAGCACAGUCAAUGA
Molecule: messenger RNA, 1316 nt
Organism: Puma concolor (puma)
Lineage: Eukaryota; Metazoa; Chordata; Mammalia; Carnivora; Felidae
Source: RefSeq, a predicted model, not a curated record